CCUCUCUCCCGCGUUCGUGCGUUCUCCACUUUAUCACUCGGCCUCCCUCACUCUCUUUCCCCACCGCUCUCUAUUUACCCCGUCUCCUUUGAACUUGAGUUCUAGCGUUGCAAAUAUUGACCAAAAUUGUCUCAUAGCUAUUUAUACCGAAUCAACUGUGUCCUGAAAAAAAACUGGCUGUGUUGAUCCUCUAACAUGCUUUUGCAUGCACACCCCCUGUGCACACCCUCGUUUAUCCAACAUACCACGGACCUACCAUGAAUAGACACAGUCGUCCAUAGUCAUUUCGAUAUACUCACUAUUACUUUAUUUUCAUUUGAUUUGGAACCUCUCCUGUUCAGUAGGCCUUCCACAUUAAUCGACAAUAUUCUACGCUUGCUUGGUGAUUAUUUGACGAUUUGUUCGCGAAUUCGUUCUCGAUUUAGUUGAAGCUACAAUGGCAAAUACUAACACAACAGUGGUGGUGCAACCCAUGCAACCCCAGACCCAACAUGUGAUCGUCCAACAGACCAACCAGCCCAAUGCAUGCCGAGCUGCCAUACCGUCUAUGCACAUCGCCAUGGCCGUCACAUGUUUGAUUCUCAAUAUCUUUUUGCCUGGAAUAGGCACUAUUGUGGCAGGUUUUGCAGUCUUUUGUUGCGCUAACCCGGGACAGAGUGAUGGGGGUAAGGUGGGCACCUUCUGCUUGAACUUCUGGGUGGGGAUCCUGCAACUCUUCCUCACUUUAUUCCUGGUCGGAUGGAUAUGGGCCAUCAUCUGGGGUACCGUCAUGAUUGCUAUGUCAGCCGACUACCACAACCCCGGGACGCUCACAACAAUGACCACUGGAACAGUGGUUACCAAUUCCACUGUGGUCAACACACAGCAGAUGCAAGUCACCCAACCGCCACAACAAGGCUACAACCAACCGCCACAACAAGGCUACAACCAACCGCCGCAACAAGGCUACAAUCAACCGCCACAACAAGGCUACAAUCAACCACCGCAGCCACCGAGUUAUGACAUGGGAGCACCGCCACAAGAGAAAUAUUAAGUUUUUUUUUAUCGUCAUUCGUGUUGCAAGAAUCAGAAUGCCAUUAGUCUGCAUGAAUAUAACGGUUUUAGACAUAAUACACGAUGAUGCACAGCAUGGGUAAUUUUUGAUUAAUAACGUGGAUUUGAUAAUAAGAUGUAGUUACAAUUAAAACUCGAACCAACUCUGUAUUGCAUAACAACUAUACCUAAAAGAUUGAAAUGACCAUCUGACCCUGCCGAAUAUAUAGAUAUGUUUGUAUAGUAUUCUGAUUGUCUCUAAAUGUUUCACAGAUGCCUUGUAUUAUAAAAGAUUUUCAUUCUAACAAUCAGUAACUAUUUUCGAAGUAUUAUCUGUUAGUCUCAUCAUAAUUGUUUCCUAGCCUGCUUUAUCUAACCCGUCGUGUACUUCAUCUCGUUAUUAUAUUGUUCGUUGUUUUACUCUCUUACGUUUGCUGAUAUGUAAAGGAAAAGGGGUAUAGGAUUAUUUUCAAACUACCAUUCUUUAGUUAAGUUCACCAUGUCCAUCCCGUAACUCUUCUUUCAGUUUCAGUUUGUAUUUAAUUUUUCAACGUUCAGCAUGAUCAGGAAACAUGACAGGACCUGUAUACAUCUUGUAAAUAUCGGUAAAUUUUAGAUAAACUUUUUAAGAUUAAAUUGAAAGAUUGUAACUCUGAAAUAUUCUCAUUUGAUACACCAUUGAUUUCAUAUCAGUAUUUAUAAAUCGUAUAUCACCUCAUUAUAAUCCAUACAACGUGACAAAAACAAUAGUAUAAGAAACCCUAACGUAAACUGACAACACGUUAUUCUUGUGUUUGAACUUGUCUCGACCUUUCUAAAAUUAUAAAUAACAUACAUGUAUAUUAUAUUCAUGAGCACUAAGUAUCGUACAAUUAUAUUAGACUAGACGUUUAAAGUUUUAAUGUAUAUGAAAUUAGGAAGGAUAUAUAGAAUAAAUUUCAUCACGUCUCUCAGUGAGCGAUAAUAAAUGAUGAUUUCAUGAUUUUUAACAAGCAUUUGUAAUAUUUUAUAAUCUUAUUUUGUACUAAUUUUGUGACAUAUUGUUAAAGCUUAUCUUGAUAAGCAUAAAGACCUUGACGUAACAGGGGUUGUGUAAACAACAUUUUACUUGUUCGCAUUUUCCUCCUACAAGCUUUAAAUAAGACAACCGCACUAUUAUAUGUGUAAUUAAGAAUGUAUUAUUUCUAUGUAUCUUUCCUUUUAAGGGUGUUAGUGUUUGUAUUUUGUGUAGGCUCAUCUACCUACAAGUUUCGGUAAAUUUUUGAUGAUCAAAGCACUUCCUUAUUUACUUUAGUGUAUUUUCCCUGUUAUUGUCUUUUUUUUAUUUUUUAUUUGUGAGGAAUAUAUUUAUGUACUCUUUGACUUUUCAUGUUUUUAUGAAAGUGAUAAAUAAAUUCCAUUCAGUUAAUAUGUUCUGAAUUGUAAGCCAAAUAUGUUUGCGUGACAUCGUCAUGGAGGGGGUGGGAGGGGGUGGGUGUCGACUCUGAACAUUUAUUGUCCAUCUCUUCAAAUUGAAAAGACUGCAGAGCCUGAAUUACCUGCAACGUUAUGCUUCUUAUGAAACAUCAGCCAGCCUACAGAUAGAAGCUCCCUUUUCCAGCUUUAAGCAAGAGGAACCACAAUGAGAUACAGAUCUUGAUAUCAUGGACUGGUCACUUUUUACAACCAAAACUACUUGUAAAAUAAGAUUUGCAAAUUAAUUCCUAUAAGCUAUUAAAAAUGCUCUAGUCAAGGUACUAAAAUUUUGCAAUCGAGUUUGAGGUUUUGGGUUUGAUAAAAUGUUAACAUAAAAUAUUUUAAAGGAAGUAAACGUUUUAAUGAUACUUCCAAGAUUUCCUAUAUUUUAAACAGAAAUUUAGAAUCUUGCAGAAGAAAAGAGAAGAAAUAAAAAGCUAUUAUUCUGUCAUGGAGGUUAUUGUUACCAAACUCACAUUACAUAGAUAAUUUUGUUCAUGGCAAUAAAUCUUAAAAUAUCAAAUUGGAAUUUCUUAAUUAGCAAUUCAUCUGAGCAGCAGUUUGAUGACCUAUUUGGAACUCUUCCUAGAGGCACUUCUUGCAUGACUAUGUAUCGAUAAUUACCUGU
This is a messenger RNA of Strongylocentrotus purpuratus (purple sea urchin), 3115 nucleotides long. RefSeq names its product protein SPEC3-like. Lineage: Eukaryota; Metazoa; Echinodermata; Echinoidea; Camarodonta; Strongylocentrotidae. The coding region runs from base 437 to 1033 and encodes 198 amino acids. The transcript has 4 exons. The record is from RefSeq and is a predicted model, not a curated record.